Prunus avium (sweet cherry) is the source of this 898-nucleotide messenger RNA. NCBI's taxonomy places the organism in Eukaryota, Viridiplantae, Streptophyta, Magnoliopsida, Rosales, Rosaceae. The record is from RefSeq and is a predicted model, not a curated record.
UAUGAGGCAGGCACCGAGAUAUUAUUUCAAGCAAUUAUCUCUCCAUCCAUCUUCGCACCUUCCAUUUUCGUUUCACCUCUAGAACCUUCCCCUCUCUCCCCAAAAAGCACUCACCGCCAGAGCAGAAGAUCAGCCAAGGCAAGCAAGAAGAAGAAGAAGAAAUCAGAAGCAACGAAACGAUGUCGUGGCAGCAGUUCGUCGAUGACCACUUGAUGUGCGAUAUUGACGGCAACCGCCUCACCGCCGCGGCAAUCCUCGGCCAAGACGGCAGCGUUUGGUCUCAGAGCGCCACCUUUCCUGCGUUUAAGCCUGAAGAGAUAGCUGCCAUUCUGAAAGAUUUCGACCAACCCGGAACGCUUGCCCCAACUGGGUUAUUCCUUGGUGGGACAAAAUAUAUGGUGAUCCAAGGUGAAGCCGGUGCUGUCAUUCGAGGAAAGAAGGGCUCUGGUGGCAUUACUGUUAAGAAGACCAAUCAGGCCCUCAUCAUUGGUAUAUAUGAUGAGCCUUUGACUCCAGGGCAGUGCAACAUGAUUGUUGAAAGGCUUGGCGAUUACCUUAUCGAGCAGGGUCUGUAAUUGCUCCGUGACUAUUUUAUUUGAAGUUGUGGUGAACUUGGUUUGAAAACAAAGUUGUUGCUUGCUGCUCGGGAUGUGAUGGGUAUAUGUAUGAACCAUUUAUCUUUGCAUUCUGGGACCUCUGGAUAUGGAUUGCCUUUGUGAAUGAUAGUGGUUUAAUUUUACGAUUAUUUUCGCAUAAGUUAUUUUCUUCCUUUUGCCUGGAAAAGCGUAUGUAAUUGGAGUUGUCAUCUCUGGAAUGCCAUGAAUGAAACGGGUUAUGUACUAAGUAGUUUUGUUCUAUCAGAACACGAGUUGGGUGAAAGACAUUAAACAUUUUUGCU